AACGAUCGCUGCCCAUUCAGGAAGAAAAAAGAGAAACAACUAGUAAAUGAAAAGACUACUGCAAGGGGAAUGGAGAGAAGAAUAGAGCCACCUGAUAAAGGGUACUGGUCCGAUAAGGGGAGUUCUAUGAGUGUAAGCAGUGGCAGAAGUGAUUCAAAGCGGAUGGAUAAGGACUUUGCAGAAGAUUCUGAGCCAAAUUCCUCAGAUGAGGAUUAUGUGGCUAAGAUCAUUAGGCGUAAGCCCAAAGGUAAGAUUCCUCUUUCAGUUCAUGAUUAG
Ilex paraguariensis (yerba mate) is the source of this 276-nucleotide messenger RNA. The record is from the annotation of a GenBank genome assembly. NCBI's taxonomy places the organism in Eukaryota, Viridiplantae, Streptophyta, Magnoliopsida, Aquifoliales, Aquifoliaceae.